GAACCCUGCAGGGAAACACUUCCUCCAAAACACAGCAGACAGGAAACUGAACACACUCAGCUGCAGCACGGAAAUUUAUAUGACGACAUCUGAGCACGAACUCUCUUCUGCUGUCUGCUGUCUGAGGCAAUGUGUACCGGAGAGAAAACAACUUGUGAUGGUGUAGCGGGAAGAGGAGCGAUAAUGCUGUGAAGUAGAGGCCUUUUCAGGUGAAGGCAGAAUGUCCUCAGGCCAUCGUCUGAGGGAUGUGGAACAGCAACGGCCACUGCUGGAUGGGGAGGAGGGCGUAGUGGGCAGAAGUUCCAGCAGUGAAGCCAAGCAGCUCUGGUUCAUUCAGGACUGCUGUGGCAUGGUGUGUGCCUUCAUCACCUGGUUUCUGGUCUUCUUUGCUGAUUUUGUGGUCACCUUUGUCAUGCUGCUGCCUUCCAGAAGCUUCUGGUACGCUGUGGUCAACGGGGUGGUCUUCAACAGCCUGGCUGUGCUAGCGCUGGCCUCCCACCUCCGCACCAUGCUGACUGACCCGGGAGCCGUUCCUAAAGGAAAUGCCACUAAAACACACCUGGAGAGUCUGCAGCUGAAGCCAGGCGAGGUAAUCUACAAAUGUCCAAAGUGCUGCAGCAUCAAACCAGAGAGGGCUCAUCACUGCAGUAUCUGUAAGCGCUGCAUCCGAAAGAUGGACCACCACUGCCCCUGGGUCAACAACUGUGUUGGGGAGAAAAACCAGCGCUUCUUUGUCCUCUUCACUAUGUAUAUUGCUAUCAUCUCCAGUCACGCCCUGGCUCUCUGUGGAUACCAGUUCAUCACUUGCAUCAGAGUCCAGUGGACAGAGUGCAGUGAUUUCUCUCCUCCAGUGACGAUGAUGCUGAUGAUUUUCCUCUGUAUGGAAAGCCUCCUAUUCCUCACCUUCACAGCUGUUAUGUUCAGCACUCAGCUCCACUCCAUCUGCAACGAUGAGAUGAAAAUUGAGCGUCUGAAGAAUGAGAAACCAACAUGGGAGCGUCAGACUCGCUGGGCGGGGCUGAGGUCGGUGUUUGGAGGUCAUCCAUCACUGCUCUGGAUCAGCCCCUUCGCUGGUCUCAGACUACCAACGAUUCUCCCCAAACACACCUGGAAGAGCGGCCCAGAGUUCUCUGUCUGAUACACCAACGCCUGCAAAUCAAACCAUCAAACCUUGGUGGCUGUGUGGGGCCUGCAUGGGAGUCCAGCAGGGUUUGUGGAGUGCUUGUUUCCUCAGCAACUUCUUUUUACCUGGAGACUGUUCCUCUCAAAGGCUAAAACUCUGACCUUGCUGUGGGGGAGCAAAAACUGAUCUUGGACUGAUGCUGCUGAAUGUGCAGAAAAUGUAUUUCAUGUUUGUAUGACAGCAGUCAGAUUGUGAAUGUUUUUUAAUUUGCUCCUUAAGAUGCUGGAUCUUCUUAGAGCAGUUACUAACAAUCGUGAAGUUGGACCAUUUCUCUGGAAAAUAUUGUUGAAUGUCAAAGUUCUGUGCUGUGUACAUUAACUCAACUGAUGGUCAAUGAGAUGAAACGAUAAACAAAAUAUUACGAGGAUUUUUCUUUUCUGUUGGUUUUAAAUGCUAUGACAAACACGUUUAAGCAGUCACACUAGAAAUACACCGUUGUUUCACUUUUCUUAUAAACAGAAUCUUAAAUUGUUGCUUGGUAACCUCUAUCAGUCAGUUUAACACCAACGGAUUUUAUUUCUCUGAGUUCCACACUUUUCCUUAAUAUCAACCUUCUGUGUUCCACAGAAAAUACAAUACAUUGGACCUCAUGUAAGACAGCUCCUAUUCUAUACUUCUCUGAGUUUUUUUCUCAGGUUUGUUUGUAGCAGGGGCUGCACAGUGACUUGGUGGUUAGCACUUUCACCUUGCCUUCACCCUAAGUCAGCUGGGAUGGACUUCUGCUAACAGAAAUCACACUUAUUGAUGGUGAAGCCAAAAUGACAAUAUGCAGUAUUUGCUACAAAUAGAAUAAAUGUAAGGAAAAAUAUUUGAUUGCCAGCUAUGAUGCACACUCAUGUUGAUUAUUUUUCAGUGUUACUGUCCCCAACUGAUCAAUUUUUCUAUCCCUAGAGCCAGAUGGAAAGUGGCCACUUUGGUCCAGAUGGCUCAACAGCUAUUGGACGGAUUUGGUUCACACAUUUAUGCUCCUCUUGCAAUAGCCUUGAUGAUACUGUGAUUUUCUGUGUGGCAUAAUUCAUCCAAACCUUCCUAACUACAAGGAAAAAGACCAGAAAUAUGUUUUCAUUCAUUCAUUGGUAAGCAGUGCAUUUAAGAAUGUCAGGCUGACCUGUGGACCUGUGGAAGCAAUGUAUUUCAUGUUUCAGGGCAUAUGUUACCAUGGUAACAUCACACCCAUGUAUUAGCAUGCUGCCAUUAGUACUGACUUCAAAGGACCACUGUGCUUGAGUACAACAAUGUAAGAGCUGCAAACGUGAUUCAUUUAUUUAUUUAAUUUUAAUUGAUUUCAUGAACAUACACUACCAUUCAAAAGUUUGGGGUCACUUAGAAAUGUCCUCAUUUUUGAAAGAAAAGCAUUUUUUUUUUCAAUGAAGAUAAGAUUAAAUGAAUCAGAAAUACAGUCCAGACAUUAUGUGGUAAAUGACUAUUCUAGCUGGGAACGGCUGAUUUUUAAUGGAAUAUCUCCAUAGGGGUACAGAGGAACAUUUCCAGCAACCAUCACUCCUGUGUUCUAAUGCUACAUUGUGUUAGCUAAUGGUGUUGAAAGGCUAAUUGAUGAUUGAUGAAACCCUUGUGAAAUUAUGUUAGCACAUGGAUGAAGGUGUGAGUUUUCAUGGAAAACACGCAACUGUCUGGGUGACCCCAAACUUUUGAACGGUAGUGUAUCUAAGCUUUAGUUCGUUUUCAUUUGUAACUCUUCAGUCACAUAAAUGUGUAACCCUCUGUACCAACAAGCAGACUCAUGACUCAUAUUGUAGCCCAGGACCACUCCUGUAUGGUAAAAUGUAGCCACUCAGUGUGUAGAAAUCAAAAGUGCAUUGUCAUUGUGUGUUUAGUAUUUGUGGUAUGUUUGAGCUGUAUACAGUACAGUGGUACAACAUAUGUUUGGUUUAGUACUAUCUGUUUCAAACCAGAGUGACCCUCAAGACUGGAUGGUUUUCUCUCACGUCUUUGAACACUGAAACUGACCUCAAAACCACACAGGACCAAAAGUCGAUUUUAGUGUUCUUCUAUCAUUUCAUGAUGCUUCUUCUCUUGCUCAUGAGAGUCUACUUUUAUUUCACUAAGUUGUCCUUCACAAACAUUUAAUUGACUGUCUCUCCCAUAAUGUUUACCUCUGCAAAAGAAAUAUGGUCAUAGAAAAACUCUUUAAUAGUCUUAAAUAGUUUAACAUAAUCCACUGGUAUAUCUGAUGAUUUGAAGCUUUUCAUAAUGGACAUAUUUUUCUACCACUACCAAAAUAAGUACAGCAACUUAGUUUGUGUUUAAUUUAGGCAAGUACUGAAACCAUGUAAAACAUUUUGCAUUGGAAACAAUUUCAACGAGUCUGCCUUGCCGGUGAAUGUAUCUAUGUUUGAGUGAUUGUUUUUAUCAGAUUAGAGUCUUUGAUACAUUGAAUCUUUUUUCUUACUCUUCGCACAUUUAAUAAACCAAGUUCAUCUCUACCUCUUGAAAACA
Molecule: messenger RNA, 3640 nt
Organism: Amphiprion ocellaris (clown anemonefish)
Lineage: Eukaryota; Metazoa; Chordata; Actinopteri; Pomacentridae
Product: palmitoyltransferase ZDHHC7-like
Exons: 8
Coding region: 221-1138 (305 amino acids)
Biological process (GO): peptidyl-L-cysteine S-palmitoylation; protein targeting to membrane
Cellular component (GO): Golgi apparatus; endoplasmic reticulum
Molecular function (GO): protein-cysteine S-palmitoyltransferase activity
Source: RefSeq, a predicted model, not a curated record